Messenger RNA from Argiope bruennichi, 3342 nucleotides. RefSeq names its product chloride channel protein 2-like. Bases 356 to 3118 code for a protein of 920 amino acids. Gene Ontology annotation, molecular function: voltage-gated chloride channel activity. NCBI's taxonomy places the organism in Eukaryota, Metazoa, Arthropoda, Arachnida, Araneae, Araneidae. Gene Ontology annotation, cellular component: membrane. The record is from RefSeq and is a predicted model, not a curated record. The transcript has 26 exons. Gene Ontology annotation, biological process: transmembrane transport; chloride transport.
CUCCGACUUUAGCUCUACAUUUUCUGGCACCAGGUUUUGUGUUAGGUACAUAUCCUCUCCUUGAGAAAGGAAAAAAGUUUUCGCCAGUUGCUUGCUUACUACGUUGCUCCAAAGGUGAAGCGAACUCAUGCUCAGUUUAAAGUUAGACAAUGGAGGUUUGGUAGAAAGUGGUGCUUUCAAGAAUUGGAUAGUACUGGUGUUGCAAAAAUUAGUAAUCGCUGUCACAUCUCAAAGCAGAAGAAUGCAGAAAAAUGUGUUUUUAGAAGAUAGUUUAUCACAGUUGUGAAACACUGAAAUCCCAUUCAAUGGGUGGAUUACAGAUUUCUCAAAGUAGUCUCGCACUGCAUUGCUUAGAAUGCACCCCUCUUCAAAAGGAUGCAUCUGGAUUGCUGAAACUGAUGGUAGUCCCGCGCAAAUGUAUGGCCAAUAUAAGGAGGAUUUAGAAGCAUAUGCAAAAGCAGAGGCAAGAAGAUUAAAGGCUUUACAAAAAUUACGAAAGAAGGAAGAAACUAUAAGAAAGAAGGAAUUGAAAACAUAUCGUAGUGCUUCCCAAAGGCGUAUUGCAGGGUAUUUCACAGCAUUUUGGCAACACACAUUUGCUAAAUUAGGAGAAGACUGGGUUUUCCUGGCAGUGUUGGGCAUUCUCACAUCCUUGAUAAGUUUCGGCAUGGAUUAUGCCAUUGCAAUUUGCCUGAGAACUCGUAUAUGGCUUUAUCGUGAUUUAGCAAGACACCCUGUGCUGCAGUACAUGGCAUGGAUUGCAUUUCCUUUAACAUUAAUCUUGUUUUCUUCGGGUUUUGUGCAUAUAAUAGCACCACAAGCUAUAGGUUCAGGCAUUCCAGAAAUGAAAACAGUUCUCAGAGGUGUAGUACUGAAAGAAUAUUUGACAUUCAGAACUCUAGUUUCUAAAGUUGUGGGCCUUACAUGUUCAUUAGGAAGUGGAUUGCCAAUUGGAAAAGAAGGUCCUUUCGUACAUGUGGCUAGCAUAGUAGCAACACUUCUAAGUAAAUUAGUAACAUCAUUUAAAGGAAUAUAUGAGAAUGAAUCCAGAACAAGUGAAAUGCUUGCUGCUGCUUGUGCUGUUGGCGUUGCCUGCAGUUUUGCUGCUCCUAUUGGUGGCGUACUUUUUAGCAUAGAAGUCACAUCAGUUUUCUUUGCUGUGAGAAAUUAUUACAGAGGAUUUUUUGCAGCUUGUUGUGGCGCAAUGGUCUGGCGAUUGCUUGCUGUUUGGUUCAAAGAUGAAGAAACCAUUACGGCUUUAUUCAAGACAAAUUUUUCAGUUGAUUUUCCAUUUGAUCCUCAAGAGCUUCUUGCAUUUGCAUUGAUUGGUGCUUUUUGUGGAUUUGCUGGUGCUCUUUUUGUUUGGCUGCACAGGCAAAUUGUGUACUUCAAUCGAAGGCACAAGAAAAUGAAUUCCUUUCUACAGCGAAAUCGUUUUAUGUAUCCUGCUGUCAUUACAAUUGUUAUAUCUAGCUUGACUUUUCCUUUAGGAUUAGGACAAUUUAUGGCUGCAGAACUUACAAAUCAUGAAGUGAUGAAUGAAUUGUUUAGUAAUAUUACCUGGUCCGGGACUGACCUGGAGGUGGAUGAUAAAAUCAUCGUCAGCCAUUGGAUAACACCUUAUACAAAUAUAUACAUUAAUCUUGCGAUAUUUAUUGUUAUGAAUUUUGUUACAACUACUGUAUGUGCUACCCUACCAGUUCCUGCUGGUGUUUUCAUUCCCGUCUUCCGCAUUGGUGCUGCGUUUGGGCGUUUAGUUGGAGAAUGCAUGGCGGCUUGGUUUCCUGAGGGCAUACGUAUGGGUGAUAACAUUUUCAAAAUUUUGCCUGGAGGCUAUGCAGUCGUAGGAGCUGCUGCUUUGUCAGGAAGUGCAACUCACACAGUGUCCACAUCUGUCAUUGUAUUUGAGUUAACUGGGCAGAUGUCUCAUAUUUUGCCAGUGAUAAUAGCUGUAUUAAUUGCAAAUGCUGUUGCUCAAUCACUUCAGCCAUCCAUAUAUGAUAGCAUUAUUCAAAUAAAAAAACUUCCAUAUUUACCUUCUAUCAUAUCCACAUCAUCACAAGCUCACAAUGUAUAUGUCGAAGACAUAAUGGUUAGAGAUAUUGUAUACAUAUGGGAAGGAGCAACAUAUCGAGAAAUUAAGUCUAUACUUAAAAGUAAUAAGAGGCUUCAGUCAUUUCCUUUGGUGGAAUCAUCAGAGUCUAUGAUACUUUUGGGAUCAGUGCAACGAAUGGAAUUGAUGCGUUUAUUAGAAAGGCACCUUGGACGUGAACGUAGACUUGAAGAAGUCGCUAGACGAAAAUCUGUAGACGAAGGUACUUAUAAAGCAGCACAAGAGCAACAGAGGAGGAUGUCAAGAUUUGAAGUUAUUCCAGUUGCUGGUCUUGCUCGUCCUUCUUCUAGAGGAUCGCCUCCACCAUCUCCAACAAUGACACCAACAUCCCCUAAAAAGAGCAUAUUGAAGCAUUCUCCUUUACAUUCCCCUUAUUCAACAAUUACAUCGAGCAUUGCUCAUGAUUCCAGACUUCGGGCUGCAUUUGAGGCUAUAUUUAGAAAAGCUCUGACUUUACAAGAUGCUAAUCCAAGUGAAAAGUCUGACAGUGGGCCUCCUACUCCGAAUGUCCCCAAAAGAGUGAAGUUGCCCAAGGAAAGAGUAAUUGAUAUGUCAGAAGAAGAACAACAAGCUUGGGAGGAAGAUCAGCUGAAUGCUCCCGUAGAUUUUAGCAAAUGUCACAUUGAUCCAGCUCCCUUUCAGUUAGUUGAACGUACUUCGUUAAUAAAGGUACAUUCCUUGUUUUCAAUGCUUGGUCUUAAUCAUGCUUAUGUAACAGCUAUAGGAAGAUUAGUUGGAGUUGUAGCUUUGAAAGAGUUGAGAAAAGCAAUUGAGAAUAUGCAGGGAGGAAAUUUUGUUAGAAACCCACCUCCAAACUUUGAAACCACAAGUAUCCUUAAUAAUUCAUAUAUGACAUCAGAAUAUCCUUCAGAACCACCUUCUGAAGCUCCAUCUGAAGCUCCUUCUGAAGUAGAAACUCCUUCAGAAUCUGAAGAACAAGAAAGAAAUAGAUUUGUAUUUAACUUUAGAAAUAUUCGAAGGACUAGUCAGACUUCACCUGUUUGAAGACUGAAGCCGCAGUUUUGCGUACAUUUUACUUUUAUAUGGCAUAUGAAAGCGAAACACUUUAUACAUGAUUCUCUACAUCAUGUAAAGUAGUCUUUCAGAAUUUUGCACAAAGUGUAAGUUAACUUUUUUAAAUGAACAGCUUAAUCAUUGCAUUAGUAGUCUUUUGUAUCAGAAGAUUUAUUUAUAUAUUGUGUAAAAUAAUAAAAAUGUAUUUUCAUGUA